AUGGUGGAAAAUCAGCCUGUGGGUGAACCUAGGCAACAUGGCACAGGUGGCCCAUUCUUUCUUGUUUUUACUGCAAGUCAAUGCCUUUUUAGUGACCUCCGAGGGGGAGUAGACAUUCGCCUGGUACUCUUCUUCCGAAAUCUUGGGGAGGUAGAUUCUUGGGAUUGGAGAGGGGCCGCCUACGCAUAUCUCUUAUGGACCAUAAACCUAUUGUCAUUUGGAAAUCGAGGUCUCAAGGGAGCGGGUUUCAUCCUCCAGCCUUGGUGCUUUGAGCACUUGGGGAUUAUAGCUCCCAGAAUGAGGGAUCCUCAGGCAUUUUUCUUCCCCAUAGCCACAAGAUGGGGAGACAAUCAGGUGCUCAGGGCUCGGUGCCAUCCUCCGGGGACCACCGCUCAUUCUCUUUUGAAUGAUCUCACUGAGGUCACUUGGAGACCAUUCCAAUGCCUCAUAUUUCCACAUUUUGAAAGAGUUGUAUUGGCUAGACACUUAUCCGAGAACCGGGUCCUUUUUUGGGGCAUAUAGGGCCACGUCUGGUAUCUGAGAGAGAGAGUAGUACCCCAGUGGUUGGAUGUUGAGUCAUGCUUCUCUCACAGUCUUCCUCCACCCACUAUGCACUACCCAAAGAUAAUCCCUGCAGACGAGAUUGAGAGUUUGGCUGACGGAGUAUGGGAUGACUCAUUUCUUGAUUGGGAUAGGGACUAAAUAGCCUUCCUGGAGAAGGAGACAGUAUGCACCCCUUUUGGUCCUGAUGGUCCAACGGUAUAACACAGAGGCUGAAGUAGACUGGACUAGCACCCUUGAGUUCCCCGGUAUUCUAUGAGGGUGAUUCAGAGUAUGGUUUAGAUGAUGACCUUACUCCCUAAAGACCUGUUCCUAU
Macadamia integrifolia is the source of this 877-nucleotide messenger RNA. RefSeq lists its product as uncharacterized. The record is from RefSeq and is a predicted model, not a curated record. Lineage: Eukaryota; Viridiplantae; Streptophyta; Magnoliopsida; Proteales; Proteaceae. Bases 1 to 522 code for a protein of 173 amino acids. The transcript has 3 exons.